AGAACAUUGUUCUCAGAUACGGAGAAAUCGGGGCUUUUGAACGGUGUACUCCCUAAAGGAGGAUAAGGAAUUGAUAGCUGCAGCUUCCUUGCAAUCCAUUUUUUGGUAUUUGCACCUCUUGCUUUUUCUGAGGUUUUAGAUCAAGAAGCGCCAUGAGCACAACUCAACGGAAGCGCCGUGGAGGAGCAGUUAAUUCUAGGCAAGCUCGGAAACGGAACAGGCUGAUGGCUUCUUCUACUGCAGAAAUGGCUUCAGAAGCAGAGCCAAUAGAACUUGAGGAGAGUGCUGUUGAAGAAGUGGUAGAUCUCACGUGUGAAUCUUCGGAUCCUGUAGUCGUUGAUCUAACUCGCAAUGAUUCUGUUGUGAUUGUUGAAGAGAAUCAACGACAAAGGAGAAAUCUCAGACUAAGAAGCCAGCGACAGUCGGACAGCUGUGUACUGAGUAGCGAUGAUGAAGAUGAAACAAGAGAUAAUGAUGUGUAUGUGACAGAUAAAGUGUCUCGAGAACUGGGACCACUGGAGGAUGAAACUGCAAGUUCAAAGCCGUCUGGUACCGUUAGCUGUCCGAUUUGCAUGGAUGGCUACUCAGAGAUUGUGCAAAGUGGACGACUGAUUGUGUCAACCAAAUGCGGCCACGUCUUCUGCAGUCAGUGCCUCCGUGAUUCCCUGAGGAAUGCCAACUCUUGCCCAACCUGCAGGAAGAAACUCACUCACAGACAGUACCAUCCCAUUUAUAUCUGAGUACUUCUGUUUCUCAGGACAGACGCAACUGGAUUUUGGGGGAAAAUGUCAUGUUUUGCUUGCUCUGAAGAUUUAAAGAGCAGCAGGUUGUGCACACAUCCAAAUAAAACUGGGGGGGUUUUUUGACAACAACUUGUCCGUAUAUAGACAUCUUUUUUAUGGUCCAAGCUGCUUCUUGUUACGUCCCUGGUUAUAAUUGUUAAAUUUAUGACUGUCUCUAAACUAGACCAGCAGCCUGUAUCAGCAAGGAAGCAGCUAAUCCAUUUCCUCCUACUUUUUUAACGCUUAAAUAAGAGGGGUCUGAAUAUUUUGUUAUUUCUUACUCUUUAAAUUAUUCCCACCGUCGCAUACAGAUGUGGAAUAGUUACCUGUCAAAAGACAGAUGAACAGCUUGCCAUUGCAUUACACUUCUGGUUUUGUCCUACAAGCAGCUCAUGACUCUCUUGCUUUCUGCUAUAGCAUCUGUGCCCAAGCAGACUAAGUUCUGGAACGAUGGAUCAUUUUAGCAUAAAUCAACAUUAAAUUGACAACCAGGGUCAUGCAAUAAAACAACCUGCUGUUGACCUGCAAUCCGUUCUUUUUAAGCAGAAGGCUUGAACAUGUAGAUGUCUUUAUGAACUCCAUGAGCUCUAAAGUACGUGGACAAAUUGCAACAUGUACAAUGUGAAAAUACUUCUUUGAACGUUUCAACUGCCAAGAAUUCUGGUCUUUGAAUCACAGCACUGAAUUUAUUUUCUAACGGGAUGAGAUGGUCUCUUGGGUUGACUACUGUCCUAUAGCGCUCUCUCCUGAUAACUAAGGAGAACAUAGUCUUCUCUAGGCUUGCUAGUGAUGAAUAAGCAGCAGAUUGUAGGCUUUCCUCUUGUCAGCUGAAUACCAAACUACCUACAGAUCUUCUUCCUGGAUCAAGAGUACCCAGCAUAAUGCUUUAAGUUCAGUAUGUUCCUUUCACUGUUCUCUUCAGGGGUUAUACUGACACCUGACUGGUCUUAGCCUGGUGCAUAGGAGCAAAAAUGAAAUAACUGUAUUGCCAUGGAUUUAGGAAGUGGAGGCGUUAAGAGAUGUUUGGCAGCAAUCUUGACUGGGCAGCUUAAUCUCCCUUUGCCCUGAGGGUUGUCCAGCUUUCUUUAAAUGUGCAUUUUGAAAAAAAGAAGAGGAGUCAGGUAUGUGUCCUAGGAGAGAGCAUUCCUCGAUCGGAGCAAGGCAGGAAUACACAGGUUUACGCACUGUUCUCCCGUCACUUUAGGUUUUUUCCUCUGCUGCCGCACAAUCUUAGGAUGCGUUUAGUUAACAUUGAGAUCUGAUGUGUCUUUGCUAACCUGUCCAGGGAUCUGUAGGAAGCUCUUAAUUAAAGCAGCUCUUCUAAUUAGCUGUCUCAAGUUCUGUACUGAAGAUUGCAACCCAAAAGUAAAGGGUUUUUUUAUUAGGAUAUUUAGGGAUGCUUCUGGAUGUAGUGAUACAGACAAGAGUUUUGUUCCACAAAGGCUAAUUUCAGAAAUGCAAUACCUUCCCCGCCCUGCUUUGGAACGGCUUUGGUCCAGCCCUGAUGUCAGGAAUAGGCAGUUUCUGCGUUGUGGCAAUAUGGUAACUGCUAACAAGUUAGUUACACACCUUUAGUUACUGCGUGCUCCCAUUGGCAACAUAAACCCGAGACCGCAGUCUUAGUGCGGUGACAACAACGGCUGGCAUUUGGGUCCCCAAAACCACGGGAACGAUGAAGCAGUGCUGAAGAUUGCUUAAAGCAUUCGUUGCAUGAAGAGAAGCAGCCCAACAUUAAAACUGUCACAGUAUUUAAGGGCCACAGAAACAGCUUUCUCCCAAUAGCUUAACAAAGAAAAAAAAAGAAAAAAUUAUGGCCAGUUUUCCUGGGGUGGCUACUGCACGAGAGGGAGGAUACGAAGAGGAUUUAAGGGGUUACCUCUGGGGCUGCGGGUGAGUCACGUAUCCGUGCUGCAUCUUUCGUGGUGUACUGGCCAUAGCCUAAAACGACUUUGCACAACUCCCUCCGUGUAAAUAUCACUUUAUAAUUUGUGUCUCAGUAAAGAGAUCUAAU
This is a messenger RNA of Gavia stellata (red-throated loon), 2793 nucleotides long. Its product is annotated as E3 ubiquitin-protein ligase RNF4-like. Gene Ontology annotation, molecular function: zinc ion binding; transcription factor binding. The record is from RefSeq and is a predicted model, not a curated record. The coding region runs from base 153 to 740 and encodes 195 amino acids. Gene Ontology annotation, biological process: positive regulation of transcription by RNA polymerase II. Lineage: Eukaryota; Metazoa; Chordata; Aves; Gaviiformes; Gaviidae. The transcript is spliced from 7 exons.